GGCUUGAUAUGAAGUUUUUUACUUCCUGUUUUUGGUUUUUUCCUUUUUUCUUAUUGGUCAACUGACCAAACAUUGACCCUUAGCCUGAAAGUCUCUUUGUUUUCCCACUGUGAUGUACUGCCCUUUGCUUUCCCAAAAACCACCAAUCAAAUCUAAGACAUGCAUGAAUUAUUAUAAAAUAAAAUAAAAUAAAAAGUUCAAAUUUUGUUUAAUAAGUAAGCAAGAAUUUGGAGACAUCAAUUAGUGACAAUGGGUCUGAUCAACAUUCUUUUGGUUUCAGCCAAAAUUUUGCUCUCUUGUUCUUUCUGGAUAUUUUGCAGACCAUCAGUAACAUUGCUGUGUCCUUUAUAUGCAUCAAUUCGGGCGAUAGAGAGUGAUAAAACAUCCAGCUACCAAAAUUGUCUUCAAUAUUGGGUAAUAUUUGGAUUAACCACUGUCUUGGAAUUGACUCUUGCAAAGCCUUUGACAGGGUUCUCGUUUUGGCAUUAUGCAAAAGGACUAGCAUCCCUCUUGCUCGUACUGCCUCAGUUUGGUGCUGCUUCUUAUGUGUAUAAGAACUUUGUUAAGCCAUGUCUUUCCCCAAAUCCACCCAUAGAAAAGAUCACAGAAAAGGACGAGUGCAUGGCCAUGGAGUGCAGCAAUUAUAUUGAUGCAGCACCCGGACAUGUUGAACAGGAUGAAAAGGACAACCUGCAAAGUUUCGUCGUUUAUGAGGCUGCAUCUUCUCUUACUUGUGCUCGGACAAUUUAUCCUAAGAAAGUUCAAAUGGACUGGAGCUGCGCUCUCUGUCUGGUGUGCACUUCCAGUGAAAAAUGUCUAAAGCAACACAUUCAAGGCAGGAGGCACCAAUUGAAGGAAGAAGAAGAAGAAAGGAAACAUGAAAUGAUGGCAAGUAAAGUAUCUAGAUUUGCCUCAACAUUAGAGGGAAAUUAUUUCACAGAUUUAUUUGAGAGUUUGAACCGGUUAAAGCCUGUGAAGUUUGUGGAAUUAAGAGGCUUUAAUUUGCCAAUCAGAAAACCAGUUAGGUGCUGCACGUGGAAAAAGCCCCAGAUUGGAUGGAUAAAACUAAAUACGGAUGGAUCUAAAAACCGAAAAAGAGCUAGUCUUGGUGGUUUGCUUCGUGACGAUGAAGGUGUUCCUAUAUGUGCUUGCAUCUCUAAGGUUUCAUGUGAUGAUAUUUACUUGGUAGAAUUACUGGCUAUAUGGAGAGGUCUUAAACUUGCUCUCAAUUUCGGGAUCAAAAUGAUAUGGGUAGAAUCUGACUCGAUGAGUGCUGUGAAAGCUAUUAACAAAGAGCAGCCAUAUAAUCAGAAGGCUAGUAGCUGCCUCCAACACAUUUGGAAAAUGUUGAGGAAGUUUCAGAAGUACCAAGUCACUCAUUCAUGGCGUGAAACGAACCGAGCUGCUGAUUAUUUAUCAAAGAUGGAUAUAUCAGGAAGUGACAUCGUUAUGUGGCCUACAGAUUUUCAUAAUUCCCUUUGCAAAAUUAUUACAGAAGAUGCUCAAGGAAGCUGUUACUUUAGACGUUAAUCGAUAAGCCCAUCAAACGUGGCUGGGGAAAACCAUAUUUAAGACGGGAUUUAGAAUUACAACGUACAAGAGGUAUAUAUGCCUGGAAAGUUGCAGGCUUGCUGUACAUUAUAAGGUAAGUAAUUUUUGUUUCCAAAACAUCGGUGGUGCCUAGGCCAACUUGUACACACGCGGACUAAUACACUGGGUACCUGCUACCUUCUACUAGUACCAGGUAAAGUAGAUAUGUUUUAUCUCUGAAGGAGGACUCGAAGGUCCCAGUUGCAAAUAUGUUCACUAAUGCAUCUUAAUCUUAUGAUGUGCUUCUUGUUAAUAAGUUUCUAAUCAAAUUUUUCAUUGAUAGCCU
Lycium barbarum (goji berry) is the source of this 1876-nucleotide messenger RNA. RefSeq lists its product as uncharacterized. The record is from RefSeq and is a predicted model, not a curated record. Gene Ontology annotation, molecular function: nucleic acid binding; RNA-DNA hybrid ribonuclease activity. Lineage: Eukaryota; Viridiplantae; Streptophyta; Magnoliopsida; Solanales; Solanaceae. Bases 250 to 1530 code for a protein of 426 amino acids. The transcript is spliced from 5 exons.